This is a messenger RNA of Portunus trituberculatus (swimming crab), 1219 nucleotides long. It is a transcript of the gene RpL6, whose product is annotated as 60S ribosomal protein L6-like. Bases 1 to 1203 code for a protein of 400 amino acids. The record is from RefSeq and is a predicted model, not a curated record. Gene Ontology annotation, molecular function: structural constituent of ribosome; RNA binding. The transcript is spliced from 11 exons. Gene Ontology annotation, biological process: cytoplasmic translation; ribosomal large subunit assembly. Gene Ontology annotation, cellular component: cytosolic large ribosomal subunit; ribosome. Lineage: Eukaryota; Metazoa; Arthropoda; Malacostraca; Decapoda; Portunidae.
AUGAAGAUUACUGGGAGUCUCAGGUCAACCUUCCUAGUGGUCAGGUGUGUCUCUGAUAGCAGCGACAUGUCUCCUGUCUCAGAGGUGGAGGCAAAGUUCCAUCGAAGGAUCUCAGAGGUGCGGGAGGAGUUUCAAGGGCAAAUCUCUGACCUGCAGGCUGAGUUCUGUCGGGUGAACUCAGUGCCUGAGGGAGUGGUAGUUCCUGCAGUCUCCUUACAAAGGCCCACAUCACCCCCGAAGCUAAUCUUUGGUGUAACCACCUACAACCUGGGUAUCAAGUUGACAUCUUGUAUAGUUACCGUUGAUGAAGCUUUCCAUGAAUUGAAGAUUGUGUUAGAGGUCACUUCAGGUCAACACGUGCCUCACACACCCACACCUGUCCACCAUGCAUAUGUCACAGGAAUUACCCAAAAACACACUCAAGUUUGUUGUUAUAGAAGAGCCAUCUGGUGGAAGCUCUUUUCUGCUCCCUCCUGCCCGGGCCGCGGUGUGUUCUGGGACGAGAUGGUGCAAACCAAAACAGUUCGCCGCUCCAUCAAGCCGGGCGGCGUUCGCUUCGGCAAGCCCAAGAGUAAAAACAUUAAGCAGGCAGCCGAGAAGCCCAAGACCUUUGUGGAGAAACCCAUCGGAGGCGACAAGAAUGGCGGGACACGUAAGGUUCGUGUGAAGAAGCUGCCAGCCUACUAUGCCUCACAGCCCAACCCAAAGAAGAGGGCCAAGCGUGUCAAGCGCAACACAAAGCCCCUGCGGUCCACCCUGACUCCCGGCACCAUCUGCAUCCUCCUGGCCGGCAUCCACAAGGGAAAGAAGGUUGUGUUCCUCAAGCAGCUUAAGAGUGGCCUUUGUCUUGUCACUGGUCCCUUCAAGAUCAAUGCCUGCCCUCUGCGCCGCGUUAACCAGAUUUACCUGAUUGCCACGGCCACCAAGCUGGACAUCAAUGCGUUCAGUGUCCCCAAGAACAUCGAUGAUAAGUACUUCAGGAGGAUCAAGGCCAAGCGUCCCAAGAAGGAGGAAGGAGACAUCUUUGAACAGAAGCAGGAGAAAUAUGUGCCGUCUGCCCAGCGCAAGAAGGACCAGGCGGUUGUGGAUGGCAUGGUGAUGUCUGUGAUCCGCAAGCGUGAGGACAAGAAGAUGCUGUUUGGCUACCUGGGCACUCCCUUCGGACUCAGGAACAAAAUGUAUCCUCACAGGCUGAAGUUCUAAAUAAAUGAGUAAUGUA